CCGAAGGAAAUGAGACAAGCUUUUCCUCCCACUGACUCGUGCUUCUCCAGCGUCUGCGGGGCUCACUACCGCUGCCCGUGAGCGCCCAGGCCGAGACCCAGCGCCCCGCGCCCGCCUCAGCGUGUCUCCCGUGGGAUUUCUUUCCGAGGCGCCAGUGCCGGUCCAAAGCCUGGCCACAGCUUUGUUGCGUGCUCGCCUUAGUGAUCGGCUCCUGGUCCCAGAGCAAGGACCCCGGAAGUGCGCGUCGGUGGCUCUGGCGAAGAAACACUUAGCCUUUGGACAAGAAAGCUGGCAGAGCCUGAGAAGCCAACUGAGGCCAACCAAGUUUCAGAACCUCUACUGUCUGGUACUAGCAUCUCCAAGGAUGAACCAUUCUAACCAGAUACUCCUCUACUCUUAAGAGUACACUUCUCCCCAGGUCCUGAAGUCCUCAGACCUGCAGAGCAGUUUCUGAACUCAGGGUGGUGGUUCCAAGUCUUCACCUGUAUCAUCAGUUGUCACCUUUUAGGAACUCAAAUGGCUGUUGAAGACUCAGAGAAGAGAAGAGAGGGAGGGUGGCCACCUUGAUCCAGCUGAAGCAUCUCCAGGAGGCCUUUUCUGGAUGUCACAUCGAGGCUGUCCUUCUACCACAACACGGAGCUGGUGAUCCCCGAGUUCGUGGACAUGGCUUUGCUCAGCAAUAUCCUAGAGGCCUAUUCCUUUGUCUCAGAAAAUCCUGAGCGAGCAGCCCUGUACUUUGUCUCUGGUGUGUGCAUCGGGCUGGUCCUCACCGUAGCUGCCCUGGUGAUGAAGAUCUCUUGCCACACAGACUGCCGGCAGCAUCCCCAGAAGAAGUUGCUGCAGGACCAAGAAAGCAGCAGCAACAGCAGCGACAGCGAGGAUGGCAGCUCCUACGCGGCAUCCGACAUCUCAGUCAGGAGACAUCGUCGCUUCGAGAGGACUUUGAACAAGAACGUCUUCACCUCAGCGGAGGAGCUGGAGCGUGCCCAGCGGCUAGAGGAGCGGGAACGCAUCAUCAGGGAGAUUUGGAUGAAUGGCCAGCCCGAGGUUCCUGGCACCAGGAGCCUGAACCGCUACUACUAGGGACAGGAGCAGGAAUCCACACCCCGCUGUUAGCCGCCUGGUAGAGAAAGGGUUCCACAAGGAGGGUGGGCACAAAGGGUUGAACGCAGCUCUGCUAAUGUUAUGGUGGCAGAAAUAAGCAGGACAUUCCCAUUUUCUAGCCAGGAGGACUGAUUUCUCCCUUUUUACUAAAUUUAUGGAGAAGUAGAAAAAACAAGUUGGUUCAUCAACUUUUCCAGGUCUUGGAAUGGUGCUGAAAACCCUUCUCCAGCAACGUAGAUGGAGAUUAGAGAAAUGGAACUUGUGGUUUCUCUUGAUUUCUGAGGAUCUCAGAAGUUUCUGCAGACUUCGUUGCUAUGUGUUAUUUCUUUACAAAAGGAAAUAUUAUACAGCAUGAGGGCUAGGAAGAGCAGGGUUAACUUAACCCAGUAAAUGCAACUUUCUAAAUGACUCCAUGCUAUGGAGGUGAUUUUGAUCCAGAUAGCAUGAUCAAUGCUUAUUGUUUAAGGUCUAUUCUUUCAAUCUUGUGUUGCAAUGGCAACCUCAGGGAUUAAAAUCCUAUUUUUUAUUAAAGUUCCCACUUCACUCAUGAAAAUGAAUAAUGUAUUAUAGGAGAUGUGUCAGUGAACUAGAAAAAUGUCAAUAACCUCAAAGGAUGAAGGUUUUAUUUUAAAUAGCUUAUAAAGAAUGUAUUAACACGCAAUUAAUGCUACAUGCAUUUGAAAAUGCAGCACAAGAAUAAAAGCUGUGUUUUUCCCCCUUUUGGAGAGAAGAAAAUUUUGUUAUGACUCUAGGUAAUCAUGAUUUUAAACAAUUUGUUUUAAAAAAAAUCCCGUUUGGAUUUCUAAUGAAAGAAUGGGAAUGGGAGGUGAGGAAUAAAGCCAAAAUUAAAUUGGGAUAAAAAAUAAAUGUUACAUAAGA
Aethalodelphis obliquidens (Pacific white-sided dolphin) is the source of this 1983-nucleotide messenger RNA. RefSeq names its product eva-1 homolog A, regulator of programmed cell death (gene EVA1A). NCBI's taxonomy places the organism in Eukaryota, Metazoa, Chordata, Mammalia, Artiodactyla, Delphinidae. The transcript has 6 exons. The record is from RefSeq and is a predicted model, not a curated record. The coding region runs from base 664 to 1083 and encodes 139 amino acids.